Brachypodium distachyon (stiff brome) is the source of this 2138-nucleotide messenger RNA. RefSeq names its product glucose-6-phosphate isomerase, cytosolic. Gene Ontology annotation, cellular component: cytosol. Gene Ontology annotation, molecular function: glucose-6-phosphate isomerase activity; carbohydrate derivative binding; monosaccharide binding. The transcript has 24 exons. The coding region runs from base 185 to 1888 and encodes 567 amino acids. Gene Ontology annotation, biological process: glucose 6-phosphate metabolic process; gluconeogenesis; glycolytic process. NCBI's taxonomy places the organism in Eukaryota, Viridiplantae, Streptophyta, Magnoliopsida, Poales, Poaceae. The record is from RefSeq and is a predicted model, not a curated record.
GACCCCCUUCCCCAGAACUAGAGACACCUCCCCCGGCCACCGGCCCACCGCUGCUUCUCCCGGUUUCCAUCCCCUUCCUUCUCUCCCAUCGCCGAUCCAUCCGCCCCGCCGUCCUCCGGCAGCAACCGCGGCGAGCUCCAUCCCCACCCCACCCCCGUCAGGUCCGCCGCUGCGGCAUCCAUCCAUGGCGUCGCCGGCGCUCAUAUGCGACACCGAGCAGUGGAAGGCCCUCCAGGCACACGUCGGCGCGAUCCAGAAGACGCACCUGCGCGAUCUCAUGACGGACGCCGGCCGCUGCAAGGCAAUGACAGCUGAGUUCGAAGGGAUCUUCCUGGAUUACUCGAGGCAGCAGGGUACCGUUGAGACGAUGGACAAGCUGUUCAAAUUGGCAGAGGCCGCAAAGCUCAAGGAGAAGAUUGAGAAGAUGUUUAAAGGUGAAAAGAUAAAUACUACGGAGAACAGAUCAGUGCUCCACGUGGCUCUGAGGGCUCCAAGAGAUGCAGUCAUUAACAGUGAUGGGGUGAAUGUUGUCCCUGAAGUUUGGAGUGUUAAAGAUAAAAUCAAGCACUUUUCAGAAACUUUUAGAAGUGGAUCAUGGGUUGGGGCAACUGGAAAAGCAUUGACGAAUGUUGUCUCAGUUGGGAUAGGUGGUAGCUUCCUUGGGCCUCUAUUUGUGCAUACUGCCCUCCAAACUGAUCCGGAAGCAGCAGAAUCUGCCAAAGGACGGCAACUGAGAUUUCUUGCAAAUGUUGAUCCAGUUGAUGUUGCACGAAGCAUCAAGGAUUUAGAUCCUGAAACAACUCUCGUUGUGGUUGUCUCAAAGACCUUCACGACAGCCGAAACAAUGUUAAAUGCUCGAACUCUUAAGGAGUGGAUCGUUUCUUCUCUUGGACCUCAGGCUGUUUCCAAACACAUGAUUGCUGUCAGUACCAAUCUUAAGCUUGUGAAGGAGUUUGGAAUCGACCCCAACAAUGCUUUUGCAUUUUGGGACUGGGUUGGCGGUCGCUAUAGUGUUUGCAGUGCUGUUGGUGUUCUGCCCUUGUCUCUUCAGUAUGGAUUUCCAAUUGUUCAGAAAUUCUUGGAGGGUGCUUCCAGCAUUGACAACCACUUCCACACAUCUUCAUUUGAGAAAAAUAUACCUGUACUCCUUGGUUUGCUGAGUGUGUGGAAUGUUUCAUUUCUUGGAUAUCCGGCUAGAGCAAUAUUACCGUAUUCACAAGCACUUGAGAAGCUUGCACCGCAUAUUCAACAGCUUAGCAUGGAGAGUAAUGGAAAGGGUGUCUCCAUUGAUGGCGUUCGGCUUCCCUUCGAGGCUGGUGAAAUUGAUUUUGGGGAACCUGGAACAAACGGACAACACAGCUUCUAUCAAUUAAUCCAUCAGGGAAGAGUUAUCCCUUGUGAUUUUAUUGGCGUCAUAAAAAGCCAGCAGCCUGUUUACUUGAAAGGGGAAACUGUUAGCAAUCAUGAUGAGCUGAUGUCCAAUUUCUUUGCCCAGCCUGACGCACUUGCUUAUGGAAAAACUCCUGAACAAUUGCAUAGUGAGAAAGUUCCCGAGAAUCUUAUCCCUCACAAGACCUUUCAGGGCAACCGGCCAUCACUGAGUUUCUUGUUGUCCUCGUUAUCUGCCUAUGAGAUUGGACAGCUUUUAGCCAUCUACGAGCACCGGAUUGCAGUUCAGGGUUUCAUCUGGGGAAUCAACUCAUUUGACCAGUGGGGAGUGGAGCUCGGCAAGUCACUGGCUUCUCAAGUGAGGAAACAGCUGCAUGCAUCCCGCAUGGAGAAAAAGCCAGUCGAGGGCUUCAACCCCAGCAGCGCAGGUUUGCUGGCACGGUUUCUUGCGGUUGAGCCAUCGACCCCAUACAACACUACGGUGCUGCCAAAAGUGUAAACUGAGGCUGCGAUGGAUGUUUUGGCUGGCUCGUCUGAGUUUGACAAGUUUUCCUCUUCUUUUUCUUGAGUUACAACCAGUUUGGUUGUAGUGUAAUUUUCAAGUUUUUCUUUACUCCAACCUGGGGAACGGCACAUGAAUUAUCAUGGUAAUGAAAUAAAUUGGUGACCCUUGACAGUGAGGUAAAAUAACUUUAAUGUAAGUUGGUCUGCAGUGACAGUAAUGAAGUCAGAAAGAUGGUUUUUCCCAC